Acanthochromis polyacanthus (spiny chromis) is the source of this 1509-nucleotide messenger RNA. RefSeq lists its product as uncharacterized. The record is from RefSeq and is a predicted model, not a curated record. NCBI's taxonomy places the organism in Eukaryota, Metazoa, Chordata, Actinopteri, Pomacentridae. The coding region runs from base 410 to 1243 and encodes 277 amino acids. The transcript is spliced from 3 exons.
ACUACCAAGAGACACAAAACAACCACAAAUAAAAGCAAAAUUACAACAAAUGGACACAAAUAAGUACAAAGAAAGAAAACAACUGAAGGCAACUGAACUGUCAUGUGGCUAGCAAAACAUAAACGUGUUGUACUGUGAAAUCGGGAACAUCUUCAUUGUAUCAGUGUUUAGAAGAAUCCCACUUUGCCCACAGAUUUAAAACGAUCUGUUGUGUGUGUGUUCACUUUAAGUUUCACUUGUGUUUCCAGAGGCGCCUGAACUUUGAAAUUUGUUCUACAGGGCGUGGUUUGAAUUACACAUGCGUAAAAGAUAAGAUAAACUUUCCUCUCCAAAGGAGCAGAGCGUCAGUACAUGUUCCUCAUAGCAGAUACUUUAUAUUUGUAUUUUUGAUCAACAUCCUCAUCUAAACAUGCCAAUGCAGAGAAGGAAAAACAGGAGAGGAUAUGAAGAACAUUUCGUCAGCGGUCGACACUUAAACCUGAAUGAUUUGAAGCAGGAAGCUCGACAUUUGACAAACCAGUACCUCUACAACAACAUCGUCCCAAACUCACCAAAGCCGGAGUUCCAUGUGACUCGUCUGAAACACGACACAGAUCAAGACGGGUUGAGUGGCAUCAGGAAGGACGAAGGCUUCAGGGUUCCAUACGAAGCCUCAGAUGAUCCACAUGCAGGCGUCCUGUUGUGGUGGAGUCUGGCUGUGGGCCAUGAGGAAGUGAAGUCAGCUGAGACGAGGCUCCUGCAACAGAAAUUCAGAAACGUCACAGAGGAUGAGGUCGCCAUGCAUCCCAGCUUCCUCUAUAAGUUUACCAGCUCUCCAGCAUUCUCAGAGGAGUCCAGACUGGGUUCAUACCGCUUCACCUUCAACCUGGAGGACGUACUGGAGGCCUACAGCCAGCAGUUUUGCUCUGGAGAUCAGCCGGUCAUGAGGGUCUAUGAAACUGUCCUGCACAAACAGGAAGUGCAGCAUACUGUGUUGGUCCACAGUCCAGUCAAUCAGGAGCUCUUCUCUAACUAUUAUCCUCUGCUGGUUGACGACCCGAACGCCGUCUGUGUUUACAAAGACGACCACUUCAUCUGGAGGCCGUACGCCAUGAGUGAUGAACACAGGGUUGCAGAGGGCUGGAGCCUAUCCCAGCUGACUCGGGCGAAGGCAGGGGACACCCUGGACCGGUCACCAGUCUGUCUCAGGGCUACAUAUACAGACAAACAAUCACACUCACAUUCACACCUACGGACAAUUUAGAGUAACCAAUUAACCUCAGCAUAUUUUUGGACUGUGGGAGGAAGCUGGAGAAAACCCACACAUGCACAGGGAGAACAUGCAAACUCCAUGCAGAAAGAUCCUGGGAAUAUGACCGGGGAUCUUUUAGCUGCAAGGCGAAAGUGCUAACCAUCACGCCACUGUGCAGCCCGAGCCGAAACCAGAACAUGAAUAAUAGGAGAAUCUACCGACAUUAUGAAAGCUGUCGUCACUUGAGUUGUUGUAGUUGAUGAUAAUGUUUCUGUUUG